AUGGAAAGAUUGUUGAUAAAGUUUUCAUUAUGUAUUGUUUUAAUUUUGAUACAAUUGAAAGGAUACGAAUGUUGCUCGGAGAAGGAGAGAAUAAGCUUGCUAGAGAUUAAAGAUAGUAUUCUGAACUCAAACUGUGAGAUUCAAGACAAUCUGGAUUCAUGGGUUGAUGAUGGAAUGGGCAAUUGCUGUGAUUGGGAUAGAGUUACAUGCAGUGCUACUUCCAACAGCGUCACUGCAAUUUUCCUCAAUCACACAACUCGGCUUGCAGGAACAACUUGUACUCUAAAUCUAUCUAUCUUUCAUCCUCUUCAAGAACUCGUCUCCCUCAAUUUAUCUUGCAAUCGCUUUUAUGCAUGGACUCACAAUGCAGAAAGUGAGGGAAAGUUGAGCAUUUUAGAGAAAGAAAGAUUUAAAGAAAAGGGCAAAGAAGAAAAUGGGAUGAUGUGGUAA
This is a messenger RNA of Mercurialis annua (annual mercury), 450 nucleotides long. RefSeq names its product receptor-like protein 14. NCBI's taxonomy places the organism in Eukaryota, Viridiplantae, Streptophyta, Magnoliopsida, Malpighiales, Euphorbiaceae. The coding region runs from base 1 to 450 and encodes 149 amino acids. The transcript has 2 exons. The record is from RefSeq and is a predicted model, not a curated record.